AUGGGUAUCAAGCAAUUCAUCAAGAACCGAUCCGGGUUGCGCGUGGAUAAUCGUGCUACUACCUCCGCGGCUACGCUGACUCUCCGCCAGAGUUUGUGGCCAUUGACUCUGGUUACGAUCUUGUUCUUCUUAUGGGGCUUUGCCUAUGGUUUGUUGGAUACACUCAAUAGUCAUUUCCAGAAGACAUUGCAUAUCACUCGGGGCCGUUCAUCUGGUCUUCAAGCUGCAUACUUCGGCGCAUACCCUCUAGCCUCCCUCGGCUAUGCAAACUGGAUCCUCCGCCACUACGGUUACAAAGCCGUCUUCAUCUUCGGUCUAUGCCUGUAUGGCAUCGGAGCCUUAUGCAUGUGGCCAGCCGGAUUACACCAAUCCUUCGGUGGCUUCUGCGGUGCAACCUUCGUGAUCGGCUCGGGACUAGGAUCCCUGGAGACAGCGGCUAAUCCCUACCUAACCGUCUGCGGUCCACCCCGCUACUCAGAAAUCAGAAUCAACUUCGCCCAGGCCUUCAAUGCCAUCGGCACAGUCGUCGGCCCCGUCCUAGGCUCAUACGUCUUCUUCACCGAGACAAAGGACGAUGUCUCCGCCCUGCAGCGCGUGCAAUGGGUCUACCUAGCAAUCGGUAUCUUCGUCUUCUGUCUCGCGUUUGUAUUCUUCAUCUCCAAUAUUCCCGAAGUCACGGACGAGGACAUGGCGUUCCAAGUGGCGCAGACACAUGUCGAUGAACAGGACAAGCCUUUCUGGAAACAGUACAAGCUGUUCCAUGCGACACUGGCGCAAUUUACCUACACUGGGGCACAGGUCGCCAUCGCCGGCUACUUCAUCAACUAUAUCAGGGAUACAUGGGCCGGCACACCAGACGCCACAUCGGCCAAAUACCUCGCCGGUGCACAGGGCGCAUUCGCCGUAGGCCGAUUCCUCGGCGCAGGCAUAAUGAAGUUCGUACGAGCACGCUGGGUCUUCCUAGUCUACCUCUCAUGCACGGUAGCAUUCCUGGCGGCAUCAGUGACGCAGAAGAAACAAAACGGACUUGCAAUGCUGGUUUUAACACUGUUCUUCGAGUCUGUGUGUUUCCCGACGAUUAUGGCACUGGGCAUCCGGGGCCUGGGUCGCCAUUAUAAGCGUGGCUCUGGGUUCAUCGUUGGUGGUGUUUGUGGUGGCGCGAUUGUACCGCCGAUUCUGGGUCAUGUUGCUGAUAUGCGCAAUAAUACCGGAUUUGCGUAUAUCGUUCCGACUAUGUUCAUGGUCGUUGCGUGGACGUAUGCUGUUGCUGUGAACUUCGUUCCGGCGUAUACUAUUACGGUUGAUAAGGUCGGCAAGAGUACUGUUGGUCUUGAGCAUGAUAUCAAGGAUGAGGAGGCUGUUGUGGAGACUCACCACGUGGAGAAGCACCAAGCUACUCAUGUGGAGUGA
Messenger RNA from Penicillium bovifimosum, 1410 nucleotides. Its product is annotated as putative l-fucose permease. The record is from RefSeq and is a predicted model, not a curated record. Gene Ontology annotation, molecular function: transmembrane transporter activity. NCBI's taxonomy places the organism in Eukaryota, Fungi, Ascomycota, Eurotiomycetes, Eurotiales, Aspergillaceae. Gene Ontology annotation, biological process: transmembrane transport. Bases 1 to 1410 code for a protein of 469 amino acids. The transcript has 6 exons.